Molecule: messenger RNA, 1179 nt
Organism: Scatophagus argus
Lineage: Eukaryota; Metazoa; Chordata; Actinopteri; Scatophagidae
Gene: xrcc2
Product: X-ray repair complementing defective repair in Chinese hamster cells 2
Exons: 6
Coding region: 140-1009 (289 amino acids)
Biological process (GO): DNA strand invasion; double-strand break repair via homologous recombination
Cellular component (GO): centrosome; Rad51B-Rad51C-Rad51D-XRCC2 complex; replication fork
Molecular function (GO): ATP-dependent DNA damage sensor activity; ATP binding; four-way junction DNA binding
Source: RefSeq, a predicted model, not a curated record
UUCAGGAGUCGCGCAUCACACUCAUUACGGUAACGUCUCGUUCCCUGUUCUUUACGGUAAAACCGUGGAAACAGGAAGUGAGCUCAAAUCGAAACGGCGGCGUUUGGAAGACGAAGAAGAACAUCGAGUUGCUGCUGAAAUGACCGAAAGCGGCGCCCAGCUGUUCGCUCGUCUGGAGGCUCGUCGCUGUCUGAGGGACAUUGAACCUCGUCUGUUUCCCGAAGACGGAGGACCUGACCACGGUGAGGUGGUGGAGCUGUAUGGAACAGAGGGAACAGGUAAGACGGAGCUGCUCUACCACCUGUUGUGUCGCUGUCUGUUGCCGGUGGCGGCUGGCGGCUUGGAGGUGGACGUUGUGUUCGUAGACACUGACUACAGUCUGGACAUGUUACGACUGGUCAGCAUCCUGGACAGCAGGCUGAAUGCAGUUCAUUCCAUCAGCUCCCCUUUGGUCGGUUCAAGUGAGGCUGCGUUGCGAUCGUGUCUGGCUCGCCUCCUGGUGGUCCACUGCUCCUCCUCCUCUCAGCUCCUCCUUACCCUCCACUUCCUAGAGACCACGCUGUCAUCACGGCCGAGCCUGGCGCUCCUCCUGAUUGACAGCAUCUCUGCUUUCUAUUGGCUGGACCGCAGUGAGGGCGGGUCCAGCAUCUCCAAGCAAGAAGAGAAGCUCACCAAAUGUGCAGAGCUGCUGGGCCGACUGCUCAGGGACUACAGGAUCACAGUCUUCGCCACCUGCCACGCCAUCAGGAGGAGUUACAAUGGACCGUCCUCCUCCGAGUCUGACCGGUCACACCUCUGUCGCUCCUGGCAGCGGCUGGUGAACCACCGGCUGCUGUUCUCGAGGCAGGAGGCUGCAGACAACAUGUCCGCCACAGCAGAGUGCAGCAAGGAGCAGAGGAGACAGCAGGUCUUCACCGUCCACUGCUCCUCCUCCUCCUCCUCCUGCAGGACGAAGGCUUACAGGAGCAGCUCCUUCUGCGUGAUGGAUGGAGGAGUGGAGUUUAUCUGAAGUGACGAUGAUCUCAUGUUCACAGGACUGUAAACAUUUCAUUUUUAAUAAUAAAAAAUGUGUAUUAUAUGUGUGUAUGUAUUAUAUAGUAUUUGGUUAAGGUAUAAAUACAUUUGUCAAUAAAGGUUUGCUGAGACCCAUGAGGUGCGGUUGUAGAGAACGCACGAGGA